AUGGCAAGCUACUCGACUCCUUCCUCGUCACCUCCUCCUAGCCCGUCACGCAGACGCCUCAAUCUUUGCGCCAGCGCCUGCGAGCGGGGCUGCUGCGCUGUUGCAACUUACUUCCCUCUCGCUUUUGUAUACAGUCUUAGUACAUGGGGUGUCUGGGUGAUAUCAAACAUUGGCUUUGGUGACACCGGUUCCGAAAAUAUAUGGUGGGCAAUACAAGGCAUAUCGGCCUUCGGCAUUCUUUUUUACUUCCUGGCCAAUUUGUCCUACACAAUCGCAGUCUUCACCGACCCAGGCUCGCCCCUGAAAUCCACCAAGAGCAAGCAGCAAGGGAAAUAUUCGAUACUUCCAACAAGUGAGCCAGGGAGCGAAUUGAGUGGUGUGCAAAAUAUUACCGUCUCAUCUACCGGCGCACCGCGGUUCUGUAAAAAGUGCCAUACCUCGAAACCUGACCGUACGCAUCAUUGCUCGACGUGCCAAAGAUGUGUCCUGAAAAUGGAUCACCAUUGCCCCUGGCUUGCGACCUGCCUAGGCCUCCACAAUUACAAGGCCUUCGUACUGUUCCUUGUUUACCUUUCCUUGUUCUCCUGGACCUGUUUUGUUAAUGCAUCUUGGUGGAUGUGGAAGGAAUUGUUUGAGAAAAGCGGCUACUUGGAGGCAGCGGCACCCGUGAACAUAAUCCUGCUUUCCGUAAUAUCCGGUAUCCUUGGGUUGGUUUUGACUGGGUUUACGGCCUGGCAUAUUUACUUGUGCGUCAAAGGACAAACCACCAUUGAAAAACUAGAGAAAACUCGGUACCUUAGUGGGGUACGAAGCCGUGUUGAAAGAAAUCGACAAGAGCACCAAUCCAGCCAUUUUAGACGGACCUCUGAGGGUGUGGCGGAAAGACUUCAACGAGCAGGGGAGCAGAUUUUGGAGCUCCAUGCCAAUGCAAUACCAGGUGCUUCACGCUACGAGGAAGGCGAAGAACACACAUCCCCCGUUCCGAGCCUCUAUGGUUCACAGGAUUACUCCGCCCAACCGCAACAUCCGACCAACUACACAAGCCGUACGAACCAAGAUUCCACAAACGAUACCCCAGCCUUGCGCGCUCUUAGGCGUACAUAUUCCUCAAUCGAGGCUGAGCGAGAGCGUGAACGAUAUAAUGAAUAUCUCGAUGACAAGGAGUCCGCAAAACUCCCCAGCGCCUUCGACCUUGGAUGGAGGCGGAAUCUAAAGCAUUUGUUCGGUCCCAACCCAUUACUCUGGGCAUUGCCCGUAUGCAAUACGACUGGUGAUGGAUGGAGCUGGGAAGUCAGCCAUAAAUGGGCAUCAGCCCAGGAGGAACUCAGCAGAAACAAAGAGCGACGUUUGAAUGAAGCAGCAGAUCAAAGCAGUACCGGAUAUGCCGCCAAUGUCAGCUUGCGUGGAGGUGCUGGUAGUAGGUACCAAGCAUACGAGCGUGAUCGAGAACACGACUCCGACGACGAGAAUCAUCUGUAUCAUCACCAGCAAAUCAAUGGAUAUGGCAACAACGACGAGGAAGAUUUGUAUUCGCACAGUGCUCUGUCGAUGCACACGCUGCAUCAACACAAUAGGCCACCAUAUACUAGCGAAGUGCCAGACAGAGGCCGACGACGCCAACGCCGUGACUUUGACACGACAGAAAGCGGAGAAGUCGAGUCAUUUGAAGUCAGCAGCGACGACGAUGACAGUGACUCCAAUUCUGACAUUGGAUACAGAGAUGACGUGCACACCAAGCGCGCUUGGACACACAGGAAUCGCUUGGGAAGGUGA
This is a messenger RNA of Exophiala aquamarina CBS 119918, 1773 nucleotides long. RefSeq lists its product as uncharacterized. Bases 1 to 1773 code for a protein of 590 amino acids. The record is from RefSeq and is a predicted model, not a curated record. Lineage: Eukaryota; Fungi; Ascomycota; Eurotiomycetes; Chaetothyriales; Herpotrichiellaceae. The transcript has a single exon. Gene Ontology annotation, molecular function: palmitoyltransferase activity.